GAGACACAAAAACACAACACAACUUCCUCUAAACAAGCAUACAUAUACACGCAAAUCUCUAUCUAUAAUCUCCUUUCUCUACAAAAACACACGAACAAUCAUCUUCAUUUUACUCGUCACACAGUAUAUAAAGAGACCAGAAAUUGGAAAAGGAAACAGAUUGGGCCUUCUCUCUCUUGAAAUUUGCAUACACAAAUAUUAAGGCUCUGAAACAAACAGCUCGAGGCGGCGAGAAAGACUAGGGUUUUUUUCUCUACACAUAAGACUUCGGGGUAUAUUGUUCUUCUUUAAUAAAAUCUGGGUCAGUUGGUAUUCCUAUUAAUCUUCAACGCUUAGACAUUUUUGGUAGUUUCGCACAAAACCGGACUGCUGAACCCAAUCGGAUUUUUCUUGAACUUUUGGGAUUUUUUGUCGUCUUUGGAUGAUUUUGGGUUCUGGGCUUUUAUAGUAUCUCUGGUUUUCAUACAAGUGGUUCUUGAAGAAUUGUUUGGUUUUUCCAAAUUUUAUGCAUGGAGUAGGGUAUUGUUUAAAUUUUCUGUUAGUGCGAUGAGGGUCUUCUUGGCGUGUUUUUUUCUUGAACAUGGACCUCUUGAGAAGCCUUUGUUGAUACCGGUUCUGGGCAUUGAAAAGAUUGCAGAAGCUUGGCAUUGUUAAUAAUGUCAGUAGAUUUCUUGUUGAUUGGAUUUCACACGUAUAUAAAUUGUACAGAGAGAAAAAGAAAACCCUAUUGACCCUGUAUAGAACAGUUCUGAUUCUUUUAUUUGAGAAUGGUUUUCUUGGGAGGAAUGGAUGGGCAACUUUUGAAUUUUUGAUUGGUAGAGUUGAUGCUAGUGCGCCAAGGACUUUGGUGUUAGGGAAAGUAGGAUUAGUGUGUACUAGAUUUCAGGUUAAAAUACGUUUGGGUUAACUUGGUGAAGAUGCUUUCACUUCUAUUUGGGUGGGGAAAUCUGGCAGUUACCAAUCGUUAAUGCGUGGAGUUGAAUGUGUGGUCAUUAAUUUGAACAAGACAAGUCAUUUAUUCUUUUUUAUGAUCAUGUUUGGCACUAGUCAUGGAAAGAAGUGAGCCCACGUUAGUACCGGAAUGGUUGAAAAAUGCUGGGAGUCUGAUUGGUGGUGGCUCUACAUUGCAUUCAGAUGAUAAUACUGGAUUGAAGCUCGCAAGAAAUAGGUCUUCAGUGAAUAGUAAUGGUCAUGAUUUAGGGCGAUCACUUGGUUCUGGCAGAACUACUUCCUCUUAUUUUCGCCGUAGUUCUAGUAGUAAUGGUUCGACUCACUUGAGGUCUUACAAUAGUUUCAAUAGAAACCACCGAGAUGGGGUAUGGGAGAAGGAUGCAUAUGAUUCUGGUGACAAAGAAAGAUCAGUUUUUGGGGACUGUAGGCGGCAAGACUUUUCAGACCAGUUAGGGAAAAUUUUGUCUACUAGUUUUGAAAGGGAUGGGUUAAGACUUUCGCACUCACUGGUCUCUAGGAAACAUGGAGAUACCUGGCCUAAGAAAAUCUUAAUUGACUCUAGCAAUGCCAGUGGAAACAAUAGCAAUGGGUUGGUUAGCAAAAACAGUCCCAUUGGCAGUGUGAACAAAGCCUCAUUUGAAAGAGAUUUUCCCUCCCUGGGAGCAGAAGAAAGAUCAGCUGCUCCUGAUGUUGUAAAAGUUGCUUCUCCCGGUUUGAGUGCUGUCAUUCAGAGCUUACCAGUUGGUACCUCAGCCGUGAUAGGUGGUGAAAAAUGGACAUCAGCUCUGGCAGAGGUGCCUGUGUUAGCUGGAAGUAGCGGGACUGGAGUUUCCUCCCAGCAAGCCCCUCCUUUAAACUCUGCCACCAUGGCAUUGAGCAUGACCACUGGUCUCAAUAUGGCUGAAGCUGUGGCUCAGGGGCCUCCUCGCACUCAGACUACUCCUCAGUUAUCUGCUGGAACUCAGAGGCUUGAAGAACGUGCCAUCAGAAAAUCUAAACAAUUGAUUCCUGUGACGCCAUCUUUGCCAAAAGCAUUGGUGUCAAUUUCUUCUGACAAACAGAAGACUAAGGUGGGCCAUCAGCAGCAUCCUCAUGUUACCAGUUCUUCACGGUGUCCAGCCGUGAAACCUGAUGUUUCAAAGAUAUCUAGCAUGGGGAAGCUUCAAGUUCUCAAGCCAGUGCGAGAAAGAAAUGGCGUCUCUCCUGCUGUGAAGGAAAACUUAAGCCCAACGGGUGGUAGCAUGACAAAUUCCUCACUUUCUGUUGCUCCAUCAGUUACUGGAUCUGCAGCAGUUAGGCAUCCCCCACACUACCCGGUCCUUCAUACAGUUGAAGGCAAGCCCGUACUUAAUGCAUUGGAGAAGCGCCUCACUUCUCAAGCACAAAGCCGAAAUGAUUUUUUCAACCUUAUGAGGAAGAAGUCUAAGGCAAAUUCCACAUCUAUUUCUGAUCCUGGCUUGCCCCCAUCUUCAUCUGUAUCUGAGAAGCUUGUUGAAACACAGGUUUCCUCUGCUUCUAGGACUACUGAGGCUAGAGACCCACAAUCUCCAGUUAGCUCGAGUGGAGGCCACUUGUCCGAUGAGGGGGGUGAUUUGAUCUGCAAUGGUGAUGCUAUUGAGAGUCAAAAAUGUCUUUGCUAUGGAAAGAAAUAUCCAAGCUCAUAUCCAUUAUUUUCAGAGGAAGAAGAGGUCGCAUUUUUACGCUCUAUGGGCUGGGAAGAAAAUAAUGAGGAGGGUAGCCUUACCCAGGAGGAAAUCUGUGCUUUUUACAGGGAUCUACAAAAGUAUAUCAAUUCUAAGCCGUCCCUGAAAAUAUUGCCAGUACUGCCAAAGAUUUUGUCGACGUUCAACUUGCAAGGCAUUGGUGUCAUUUCUUCUGGGUUGAGCUCAUCUGAUGGUAAACUGGAAUCUUGAUUCGCUGAACUUAAUGCUGGGUUUCCUUUUGGCGUUUCUUCAAUUUAUUUCGAUCUAUGGGUAGAUUAGUAGGUGCAGUAAGAAAGGAUGGUGCAUUUAAACACAAUUUUUCCCUAUCUUGGAAGUGGGAUAGAAAUAAGCAGUCCCAACUCCCGAGGUGACUUCUGAUGACUGGGUUCUAGAGUUUUCUGAAGUUCAAAGGUCUAGUAAAGAAAAUAGAAUAGGUUUCUUGUCAAGUUGCUUCAAGAAAUUGCUCGGUUUGCAAAGUCGGUACCUAACAGUUUUGGGUUUUUGAAUAGGCGUUCUUUCGAAGAAACUAUGGUUUCUUUACUCCAUUAAAGAAAGAAAAAACGUGUUCUUAGUAUCUGUUUGCUUGUGGAUUUUUUUAUUUUUUCAUGCGUUUAUUUUUGAUUGCUAUCUUAUCCUUUCAUACUAAGGUGAUAUAGAGAACUCAGAUUUUAUCGACUAGCUGAAAGAUUCUUAGUCAGGGGUGAGUCUUUCAUGCCGGAUUUAGGUGUCUUGAAUUAUUUUCGAGCUGUUGAUUGGUUU
Olea europaea var. sylvestris is the source of this 3413-nucleotide messenger RNA. RefSeq lists its product as uncharacterized. The transcript has 5 exons. The record is from RefSeq and is a predicted model, not a curated record. The coding region runs from base 1050 to 2864 and encodes 604 amino acids. NCBI's taxonomy places the organism in Eukaryota, Viridiplantae, Streptophyta, Magnoliopsida, Lamiales, Oleaceae.